Molecule: messenger RNA, 2327 nt
Organism: Diuraphis noxia (Russian wheat aphid)
Lineage: Eukaryota; Metazoa; Arthropoda; Insecta; Hemiptera; Aphididae
Cellular component (GO): membrane
Source: RefSeq, a predicted model, not a curated record
GGCAAACGAUAUAUCAGUGUAGUCGCUUUUGUUCAGUGGUGAAGAGGUGCACAGUAGUAAAACACUCGCACAUCGCACUAUAUUAGUCAUAAUAUCAUAUCGCAAUAACGGCGAUAAAUAAAUAAAACUCCGCACUCAAGUACAGUCGACGCAUACGAAAUGACGAGGAAACUUGCAAUCACGUGCCUGUUCUUGGUGGCAGCACAAGUCGCAUACGCACAUCCGACCGCCGAAGAUGCGCCGGCCGCCCACGCUGCCGACGAGGCAUCCGGUCUGGAAAAGGUGUACAAGGUGAUGCAGGACUGCUCCGACAAGAACAUGGCCACCUGUUUGAAGAUGCGAGCGUUGCAGUACGUCGACCGGGCAUUGCGCAAGACCGACAGCAUCGACGUGUUCGACGGGAUAUCACUGGUCAAGUCCGAAUCCGUCGAGUCCAGCCGAGGUUUGAACGGCCGAUCGCUGGCCGAGUCCGAACUCGAAGAAGCACAGCCCAAAGACGAUGACGAAAAGGACGCCCAAGUCGAGAACCUCCUUUUGGACCGCGUCGCUCGUUUCCUGGAGAGCCACACACUCCAACUCAAGGUCCCGGAAUCGUCCAUCUCUGGCAUGAGGAGAUCUCUCGAUGAAGCCCGUGGCAAGAAAAAGAAGCACCARAAGAUGUUGAUGCCAUUGUUGAUGUUGUUGAAGAUGAAAGCCAUCGCACUCGUCCCAUUGGCCAUUGGUGGUCUUGCCCUGCUCGCAUUCAARGCUCUCGUCGUCGGCAAGAUCGCCCUCGUCUUGGCCGUCAUCAUGGGAAUCCAAAAAUUGUUGGCCAACAGCAAGAGUCAACAAUCGUACGAAGUAGUGUCUCACCCACACUACACCGAAGAACACGGACACGGACACAGCAGUGGAUACAGACGGUCCCUGGAAGGCGAGACCGCCCAAGACAUGGCGUACCGUGGUCAACACUGACUCCACCACCGCCAAGCUACCCCCGCAAACCAUCCCCCUUUGUAGCGGGCUCCCUGUAGCUGUAGUAUCACCCUCAUCCCCUCUGCCAUCACCCAACGAGGCGAUAUUUAUUUGUAAAUAGUUCGAAAAAACAUUCCCCCCCAUAGGAACGAAAUAAUUUAUUUUAUUAUUAAUUAGUAUUUUUUUUUUUUUUUAUAUACAUCCGAUCGUCUUCUUUAKCGCGCAAUUCACUUGUCUUCUUUUCAUCUCAUACCCCAAACCACCACACUACUCUCAAUUCACGACUUUUUAGUCUGCCUACGUUUACAAAUUGUUUUGUUCGCAAGCUCGAAUUUAUAUAAUAUAUUAUUAUUAUACUACGCGUAUAAUAUAUACUAUUAUAUAUGUACAUAAUAUACACUUAGCUAUAGCAACACAGCGUCCGUUCAUCGCGUCCGCCACGUAUAUUAUUAUUAUUAUUAUACGACAUCCGUACUCCGGAGGCGACUGUACUUCGACAACGGUCAAUAACGGGUUCUGCUUAAUCACUUCGGGACAAUGAUCGCACACAACACAUAACAACAACGUUUUACUACCAUAUACACAACUAUAUAUAAAAAUAUACGAUUAUUAUUUACCCCGGGCGGUCGGUUAAAAAUACAGAAGUUAACCUAGUGACACACACACGCCGCAUAUGUGUGUGCGUGUGUGCGCCGCUCGUGUGACGAUAUAGGUCGGCCGGAGGAGAAGAAAAAUAAGAAGAAGAAUUAUUACAAAAAAAGAAUAAAUAACUAUUUCCGUAACUGGUUUCAUCUAUAAGACACGAAUAGAAAUUGUUAGAAAUCUAUUCUUUCUAUACCUAUAUUAAUCACGAUCUCCACUACCAUCGUACUGUAAUAACGAUAACCGCGAUCAUACACACUUACUAACUGCUGCGUUACAACUUUGACCUUAUCCGCGAGACGACACCGACCGAUAACUGAAGAAAUACCUACCUCUAUAUUAUAUACACGUUUGGGAAUAGUAUUUUCUUCUUUCACAAUAUGUUAUACCUGAUAACACACACACACACACACACACACACUCACUCACUCACUCACUAAUAACUUGUACAAUGACUUACUACUUAUCCGCUGUAUAGAUCUUUCCGAUCGUUCAAAGCCGUACCUACAAUUUUUACUGCUAUCCAAAUACUACGCUUUUUUCUUGACCGGAAAUAUUAUAAAUGUUGCUCACAAACCAUAAUACAUUAUUGUAUGAUUUAUAUUAUUUUAUAUUGUUUAACAUUGUGUCAUGUUUUUAUACCAUUUUUUAUAUUUUACUUUUUGUGUGUACAUCGAAGACUACCUUAUUUAUUACGUAUUUUAAUAAAAUCGAUUUGUUUGUAAUAAAAA